Dioscorea cayenensis subsp. rotundata (Guinea yam) is the source of this 283-nucleotide messenger RNA. RefSeq lists its product as uncharacterized. Bases 1 to 282 code for a protein of 93 amino acids. NCBI's taxonomy places the organism in Eukaryota, Viridiplantae, Streptophyta, Magnoliopsida, Dioscoreales, Dioscoreaceae. The transcript has a single exon. The record is from RefSeq and is a predicted model, not a curated record.
AUGGGUUCUGCAAGCAAAGCUUCAUGGAUGGUGGCGGUGAGUGUUGGUGCAGUGGAGGCUCUGAAGGACCAAGGUAUUUGCAGAUGGAACUAUGCCUUCAGUUGUCUUCACCAACACGCCAAGAACAACAUGAGAUCAUUUUCUCAAACCAGAAGGAUGUCUUCUUCUUCUUCUUGUUGUUGUUUAGAGAACAGGAAAACAAAGGAAGUUGACCAGAAGGCAAAGCAAUCGGAGGAAACUCUCAGAAAAGUCAUGUACUUAAGCUCUUGGGGACCUUAUUAGC